This is a messenger RNA of Eleginops maclovinus (Patagonian blennie), 2427 nucleotides long. It is a transcript of the gene znf410, whose product is annotated as zinc finger protein 410. Gene Ontology annotation, molecular function: DNA-binding transcription factor activity, RNA polymerase II-specific; RNA polymerase II cis-regulatory region sequence-specific DNA binding. NCBI's taxonomy places the organism in Eukaryota, Metazoa, Chordata, Actinopteri, Perciformes, Eleginopidae. Gene Ontology annotation, cellular component: PcG protein complex; chromatin; transcription regulator complex. The transcript has 12 exons. Gene Ontology annotation, biological process: regulation of transcription by RNA polymerase II. Bases 204 to 1553 code for a protein of 449 amino acids. The record is from RefSeq and is a predicted model, not a curated record.
GCAACACAAGGAUGCAAGCUAACGUCAAAGAAGAAGAAGAAGAGGAAUAGGACUCUCACUUUUUUAGCCCACAAAACCCAGCUAUAGCAAGUUGUUUGUGCGAUGCUGUUGGCACAAAGAUGACCUGCAUGACCCUGUGCUGAUGACCGACAGAGAACAUCACAUUCAGUUGGUCAAACGCGAGGUUCCACACAGGGAGACCCAUGCUUUCUGAUGAGCUUGACUCCAAACCAGAGCUGCUGGUGCAGUUUGUGCAGAACGCGUCCAUCCCCUUGGUGCAGGGUCUGGAGGACUCCGAGUCCAAGCACUCCUGCCUGCCUCUGCUGGCUCCAGCUGUCAGCUCGCUGUGCAGCCCGCUGGAGCUCACAGAUGGAGGCCUGAGCCAUGUGCCUGAGAGUUCUCCCUCCCUGUCAGAGUUCGGAGGUGUGUCUGAGCGAAGCCCAUUAGUGGUCCAGACACACAAUCACUCCCAGGCCUCCCCCAGCCCCCCGCCCAUCCUCCAUGACCUACAGCAGUCCGACAGCACUUCCUACGUCCUACUGAACCUGGCCAAAGGCAUCACAGCCUCUUCAGAGUCCCUGAUCUUCGCCGCAGACGGCGCCGGGGACGAUGACGAUGAAGUGGUCUCCUCGGGGGACUAUGGGAUCGACGGCAGUGCCCCCUGGUAUCUGCGAGUGCAGGAGCUGGCACACGACAGCCUGAUUGCCGCCACGCGGGCACAAAUCGCAAGAGAUGCCCGGGCCAGCCAGGACGCCAGAGCUGCCUGUGUCAGCAAUGGCGACCACACGCACGGUUCGCUGACAGACGGGGACAAGCGGGAGCUGCCGCCUCGGACCAGCCGCCCCCUCUCCAAGCAGAUCCUCCGCUGCUCGUUCGAGGGCUGCUGCAGGACGUUCACUUGGCCAGCUCACCUCAAAUACCACCUGAAAACACACAGGAACGACCGGAUGUUCAGGUGCAGCGCGGAGGGCUGCGGGAAGAGCUUCUACGUGCUGCAGAGGCUGCAGGUUCACAUGAGGACUCACAACGGCGAGAAGCCCUUCACCUGCAAGGAGAAGAACUGUGGCAAGAAAUUCACCACGGCCGGAAACCUGAAGAACCACCGGCGUAUACACACAGGGGAGAAGCCUUUCCUGUGUGAAGCAGAUGGCUGUGGGCGAUCCUUUGCCGAGUACUCCAGUCUACGGAAACACAUGCUCGUGCAUUCUGGUGAGAAGCCUCAUCACUGCGGAAUCUGCGGGAAGACUUUCUCCCAGUCGGGCAGUAGGAACGUCCACAUGAGGAAGAGGCACGGAGAGGAGGGGCUCAGCAGUGAGAGCAGAGAAACAGGAGAGGCUCUGACACAUAGCAGCCUGCUGGAGGCCGACGGCGAAAAUGGAGACACUAUGGUCACCAUGACAACGGCUGUGGAACCCAUGAAUCUUCACCACGCCAUGCUGAGAUCACCAGGCUCUGCAGACUCGGUGGUUGUCCUCUCUCAGCCCCAUGAAUUGGUGACCAUGACGACCGAAGGGCACGCAUACGGUGAAGACGUGGUGGUGCUGUUGUCGUGAGAAAAGCUCAACGCUGCCAGACCGACUGAACGUGUCUGUAAAUAGAUGAAGCGCUGAAGUCGCUCAGCACGUGUAGAUAUCUGUAAUUAUCCACGAUGAUGGCUUUUAUUUUGAAAUGGCAAAGUUUGUACAACCUUUUUCCUCACGUUUGUUUUUAACAAAUACUCCCAAAGAAAUACUGAGACGGGUUUAAAAGUUUAUGAAAAAUAUAAUGACCAUGCAUUGUACAACAUGUAAACAGUCUGCAGUGCAGCGAUGAUGGAAAAUGAGUCCCAUGGCUGUAAAUGUUCCACACGCAAUACCCACGAUCACUACAGAACACAAAUCUACUAAAGCACAGUAUGUCGUGUUGCUGCAUGUAAACAUUGCUCUUGCAAACCCUUACAAGACAGAUCCCCCCUCCCCCCUGUUUAUCAGCCCGAGAAAAACAUCCAUCUCAAGCAAAUUGUGUUUCCGGUAAUGCCCAAAGCUGCAUUAACGGUUAUUGGCAACAUCUCUCACUCAAGCGUCGACCUCCACUUGUUCUCCGAGACAACACAUUGCUCAUUUACAAUAUAUUAACACUUGAGUGCUUUUUUUUUUUUACAAAUAAAUAAAGAAUUACUCAUGAGUUAGCUCUGCCGUUUGUUAAACAGACUGCAGACGUCUGAUUAGGUGGUGUUUGUUACCGAGCAACACCACCUACAGAUCAGCCGUCUCCUGCCUUCUCCUCAGAGGAUCUUCAGGUUGUGGAGGUGAUCCAACGUGGCGCCUAAAGCCCAGCUGGCCUCCACGUUGUUUACUUUCUUGGUCAACUAGGAGAGGGGAAAGAAAAAAAACCCACCAAAUCACUCAAAUGCCUUUUGUAUUUAUUUAAAUAAAAAAAGUAACAGAA